Spirodela intermedia is the source of this 2479-nucleotide messenger RNA. NCBI's taxonomy places the organism in Eukaryota, Viridiplantae, Streptophyta, Magnoliopsida, Alismatales, Araceae. The record is from the annotation of a GenBank genome assembly.
AUGACGGGCUUGCCUGAGAGAGAUGUAGCAUCGACCUUUCCUGCUGGGAGUUCAACGGCUUCCUCUAGCUCAGAACAAGAACCUGAUCAAACCAAGCCCUCGAAAGCCUCCUCGUGGGCAAGUAUCUUCUCUACUCCAUUCUCCAUCUCAGACGUGUAUUCGAGCCUGUCACCGACUGAAACGAAGGAAAGAAGGGCCAGAGCUCAUGGGUGGACGUCAUCUGUGAGGAGAGCUAUAACCUCUGUCUCCAUGAGGAGGCUCCAUGAGCGUAUACUAGGGAUGGGCAAGACAGAUGUGACGAGCUCUGGUAGCGAAAUAUGGUUCUUGGGCGCCUGCUACAGGGUCUCAUCUGGUGAGUCCUCCAGUGAGUCAGUUCACGACGAAGGCCUCAGUGGGUUCUUGAACGAUUUCUCAUCAAGAAUUUGGAUCACCUAUCGGAAAGGUCAGCUGGGUGUCUAGACCUCUGACUAUCAUCUUCCUCAAUAACCCAAUCUUAUCAUCUUCAAUGGCCUGCUUUUUUUUGUUUUUUUUCUUCUUUCCCUCUAAAACAGGGUUUGAUCCAGUCGAUGAUUUGAGGCUCACGAGUGAUGUCAACUGGGGCUGCAUGAUCCGCAGCAGCCAGAUGCUCGUUGCCCAGGCAUUGCUGUUUCAUCAUCUGGGCAGGAACUGGAGGAGGCCCCAGCAGACGGUGAGACGGGUCUUCUACCUCUGGUUGCUUUGAGAGAAGUAACAGUGUGAAUAGUAACCGUAGUUCUCUAAUUUGCCAUGUAGGGUUGGUUGCUCAUCUCAGUCCCCUAUUGAUUAUGCAGCCAUAUGAUCCCGAGUACAUCGAGUUGUUGCAUCUUUUCGGUGACUCCAUCGCCUCAGCCUUCUCCAUCCACAAUCUGCUUCAAGCUGGAAAGGGAUACGGCCUGGCCGCCGGUGCCUGGGUCGGGCCCUAUGCCAUGUGCCGGGCCUGGGAAACACUUGCUCAUGCCAGGAAGGAGCCUGGUGAGCUUCAUGAAGCUGGUCAGCCCCUGCCCAUGGCCGUGUACGUUGUCUCCGGCGAUGAAGACGGGGAGCGCGGCGGGGCACCGGUCCUCUGCGUCGAUAUUGCUUCCAGGCUCUGUUCUGAGCUCUCAAUGGGGGAAGCCAAUUGGGCGCCUAUUCUGCUCUUGGUGCCCCUGGUUCUUGGGCUGGACAAAGUCAACCCUAGGUAAUUGUGAUAUUUUCUUAUUAAUUUUGGGUAUUUCUGGAUCUAGUUUCAAGGUUUCUUGUUAGCUACCAUUAAUUCCUGCAUCAGAAAGGAUCUAAUCCUUUGCCCGACUAUCACUUUUACUUAUCUCCAUGUUUCAUCAAAAGAAAAUAUCGCUCUUUUCUAGCAUAUGCUUUACAUGGUUUUAUUUAUUUAUUUAUUUCUCAAGAUCUGACUGCUUCCUCAACCCUGUAAAGAUUUUGCUUACAUGGUUAUUCCUAAAAUCUUGGAAUUUUCCCUGCUAUCCAGUCUUCUCUCCAAUUCCUAUCCCUGUAUCGUUAUAGAAAAGACUGCUUAUUUGGAUCAUACUUUACAUGGAAAAAAAAUUAUCCGUGUUUAUAUAUCUCUAUGUAUAUAUAAUAUCCUUCACACGCCUCUGAAAUCUACGUCAUCUUAUUAUCUUUUUUUAUAUAUAAACCCCAAAAAAUUGAAUAAUUUUCUCUUGCUUCUCUUGGCAUGAUAUUUUGUUCUGGAUUGUACCCACCGCCACCCUUCCAGAUACAUCCCGCUGCUAUGGGAAACCUUCACCUUCCCACAGAGCCUUGGAGUCGUGGGCGGAAAGCCCGGCGCGUCCACGUACAUCGUCGGGGUCCAAGACGACAAAGCCCUCUACCUCGAUCCUCACUUAGUCCAACCGGUACGCCCUUCCCCUUUUUUGUCCAUCACUCAUUCAUUCAUCAUCCGCCGUUAUCCUUUAAAUGGGUAGUUAGUUUGUAUAGUUAUUUUCUAGUUUUAUGUCGGAAGAUUUUAUCUUUAGCUGAACUUUGACUUCAGGUGGUGGACAUCAAGAGGGGCGACCUCGAGGCCGACACGUCUUCGUACCACUGCAGGUGGGCUCUCUCUCUCUCUCUCUCUCUCUCUCUCUCUCUCUCUCUCUCUCUCUCUCUGAGAUGACGUUGACUUUGGUGAGGUCGUUCCGUUUCAGCACCGUGAGGCAGCUGCCGCUGGACCAGCUGGACCCCUCCUUGGCGAUCGGCUUCUAUUGCCGGGACAGAGGUAAGCCGGGGGGCGAUCUGCAACGAGUCCUGGGCCUUUGUUUGUGGUGGCUGAUUUGGAGGAACCGCAGGUGAUUUCGAGGACUUUUGCGCGCGGGCAAUUGACCUCGAGGAGAAGUCAAACGGGGCGCCGCUGUUCACCGUGGCCGCGUUCCUCGAGCCCUCCUCCAGGACGGCGGCGGCGGCAGCGGUCAACGGUGAGACCUCGUCGGAGUCCGGCCACCCUGAAGACGACUGGCAGCUCCUGUGA